ACUACUUCUUGCACAGGAAGGGAAGCCAUUUCUAUUUCGCGCGUUAUAACUAUACAGAAAAUGGUUUUCAACUAAUAGCCGGACCUUUUUCUCUAGGAUACCAUAAUCACUAUCGAUGGAUUUCCAUUAAUGAUUCAUUUUAUGAAAUCGCAAUGUUUUCAGGAUCCAAUAUAACGAAUUCUCAAGCGGGUAUAUUUUCUUUUGUUAGACCUAUUGCCGGUGGAUAUAGUUAUUGGGCAAGUUUCUUUCAUUAUAAUAUUGAAUCCACAGUUCGCUCGUUUAAAAUUCUUGAGGUAUUCAAGUUUCGGGAAAAGAUCUACUCGUUUGGCCUUCUAACAAUUGACCUCUAAAGGCCAGUCUACUUCAUCUCUCAACUAUCAAUCUUUCCCUACAAUACGAGACGCAACGGCUAUUUCUACGUCGAACUUGAUUCGAUUUCAUUAUAUGAACGUUAUGGUUCGAUUGAAAAAGUUCGAUUUGUUGAUUCUUUUUCUAACAUGAGCGAUGGAUCCUCAAUCUCUUUUCUUGCAGUAUCUUAUUCUCACAACCAAAGAGAUCAUAUUGCAGUGUUUCCAUUUUAUUCGAUAAUCAAUGACUUUAGAAGGUCAACUAACAGUUGUGCAAAUACGACAACUUUUUGGAAGACUGAUCUGUUCAACGAAUCUGGUCCAGAGUGCAACGUAUGUUUCCAAUCAAGCAGUUUAUGGAGAAUAUUUGUAAUAUUUUCAACCAAAAAGUCAGUUUUCAUUUCUACAAUUUGAGCAAAAAAAAUCAAAUCUACGGCGUUUCCACUAUUUAUUAGCAACCCUUUCAUAUUCACGUAGCCAACAAUACUGAUGAACCGACAUUUAAUUUGGACUUUGUUCUAUUUCUAGUCAAUCAACACUUCUGGUAGCUAUGAAGGUCUAUAAUUGUCGAUACCAAUUGAAUCGUGAGCAAAUUGUACGCGAAAAUUAUACAAAUCACCAAAAGUGAAGACUGAUUUACACUUAACUAAAUGCAAUCAAGAAAUUAUGAGCAUUAGGUUAAGAGAAUGAAAAUAAGUCUCGAUUAUUAUCCAGUGAAUAUAAUCCUAAUUGUGUUUCCAUAAUUAGAACAAGAUAAAUAUCCAAUUGUUUGUAUUUUCAUCUCUUGGACAAAAUGUUUUAUUUAUUUUCAUUGACAAGUUUUUCUUUAAUUUGUAUAUUUUUCUCAUCGAUAAUUAUUGUUGAUUGUCAUCUUCUAAUCCACGAAUCGAAUGUUUGGAUUCCAAUUUUCAACAACAAUUUAUCAACUGCUUAUUUCUUUUUCACUGAUGACAAAUUUUACACAACUAAUUAUUCGAGUCAAGCUCUCAACACGGACCCUAACGCAGUUGGUGAACAAAGUAGCGUGACUCGUUUUGCUCCAGCUUAUUCUCGUAGACCCAAUUACGACAACUACUACUUCUUGCACAGGAAGGGAGCCCAUGUCUAUUUCGCGCGUUAUAACUAUACAGAAAAUGGUUUUCAACUAAUAGCCGGACCUUUUCCUCGAGGAAACCUUAAUGUUCAUCGAUGGCUUUCAAUUAAUGAUUCAUUUUAUGAAAUUGCGAUGUUUUCAGGAUCCAAUAUAACAAAUUCUCGCGUAACGAGUAUAUUUUUUCUUAUGAGAUCUUAUGACAAUGGAAAUAGUCCUCGGGGUACGCAGCAAAAUGGCUAUGUUGAAUCCAGAGUUCGCUCGUUUAAAAUUCUUGAGGUAUUCAAGUUUCGUGAAAAGAUUUACUCGUUCGGGCUCCUGACAAUUGACCGUCUAAGGCCAGUUUACUUCAUCUCUCAGCUUUCAGUCUUUUCGAUCAAUAGGGUGAAUGUCGGGUUAGAAAGAUAUUUCUACAGCGAACUUCAUUCGAUUUCAUUAUAUGAACGUUAUGGUUCGAUUGAAAAAGUUCGAUUUGUUGAUUCUUUUUCUAUCAUGAGUGACGGAUCUUCAUUCUCUUUGAUUGCAUUCUCUUAUAAUCGAAAUGAAAGAGAUCAUAUUGCAGUGAUUCCAUUUAAUUCGAUGCUAAAUGACUUCGAAAGACCAACUAAUGGUUGUCGAACUGCGAGAACUUUUUGGAAGGCUGAUCUGUUCAGCGAAUCUGGUCCAUAUUGUAACUCUUUUACCAGUUUCAUAUGGGCGAGACGUAGAGAUUUCAGAGGUUAUCAUCUUAACGAUAUUCUAACAGGUAAUUGGACUCGAAUCAUCGAUUUCAUUCCAUUGGCUCUCGAUGUGACUCCAGGUUAUGUUUUCCUCGUUCUUUCCUCUGACAGUAAUUUUACCAGAUAUCGAUAUUCAAUGCACUUUGUCAAUGCAACUUAUUAUGUCUUUCCCCACCUGAACGAGACUACUUUCACUCAUCCUAAUAUCGUUAAUGCAAAUCAAACAAUUUCACAAAUUUAUUACUAUGGUUUUACUCAUCCACGCGUGAUAAUUUCGCUUAAUCAGUAUUCUUACUUUGAUUCAAUUGUUUUGUGUCCAUUUCUGAACAAUUCAUGUAUUGAUUGUUUUACAACGAAAGUUUAUAAUCCGAAUGGUAAUUUUCUUCGAUAUUGUCAAUGGAGACGAGGAAGUUCAUUAACAUCGGGCGAAUGUUCAAUCGGUGAUACAAAUUCUGCUAAUUCAAGGUAAGAAUUUAAAUAGUUUAUUUAUAUAUAUUUCUUAUUUAUUCAAUUUAAUUAUAAUCUAUCAUCUUUUUCACAGAGAAAUUACACUCACGAAUCAAACAGUAAAUCCAUGUUUCAGUCCAACUAAUAUCCAAAUAGACUACACUCCUGAUAAAUCGACAUUUGAUUUGAACUUCGAUCUCCUUGGUUUCCAUUCAAGAUAUGAAGAUAUUUUUCCCUUGAACUUCACGUUAGUCGACAUUACAACACUUUCAUUCAUAGAAAAUUGUACUGUUGUGAGUUAUAAUCAGUCCAAGAUUUAUCUCAACUGCAAUUGGGUGAAUUCUGGUCAAUAUCAAUUAUCGAUUCUUAUGCUCAGACGACGAGGUCCAUUUGAAACAGAAGACAUUGAUAACUUGAUCACUUUUAGUGAUCCUUUCACCAUCAGUUCACCGAGACCUCCAUCUUCUCAUGGAUCUUCAUUUUUUUAUAUUCUGUUUAUUAUACUACGAGUUUGCAUCUUUUUUAUCUCUGUGAUUGUGAUCGUUGUAUUUCAUUAUGCAUUAGUUUUUUCGUUGUAUUUUCAAAACAAAAACCAUCGCAAAAGACAGAAAAUUGUGUCACUUGCAACGAAAUCAAAAAGCUAAAAGAUUUGUUGUUAAUCAUAAAUUCAAAAAUCCGAAACAAAAAAUCAAUUUAAAAAGCAGAAUUGUCGUCUCAAGUUAAAAAUCGAAAUCGACGAUCCAUUAUUUCAAUAGAGCCUCUUUGGACAUUAUCACUCGCUAUGAGGUCGUUAGUUUAUUAUAUUAAUAUAUAAAAAAAGUAAUUUUCACUCAUCGAGAAGAAUAUAAGUUUAACGAGAAAAAUUCUUUGAUUAUGACUUUUUACUCAUCCACGAGCCAUAAUUACAAUCGAAUUUCAUUUUUACUAUGAAUCAAUCAUUUUGUGUCCAUUUCUGAACAAUUCAUGUAUUGAUUGUUUUACAACCAAAGUUUAUAAUUCAAAUGGUAAUUUUCUUCGAUAUUGUCAAUGGAGACGAGGAAGUUCAUUAUCAUCGGGUGAAUGUUCAAUCGGUGAUACAAAUUCUUCUACUUCAAGAGAUUCUAGAUCCACACGUCACAUAUUAAAUCCAUGUUUCAGCCCAACAAGCAUUCACGUGAACUACAGUCUGGAUGCAUUGACCUUCAAUUUGAACUUUGAUCUUCUCGGUUUCCAUUCAAGAUGUUGAAGCAAAUGCUUAUCGAUGUUGAUUAAUUAAUUAAUUAUUAUUAAUCAAUUAUUAUUAUUUAAAUACAAGUCGAGUUAAUCAAAAGUAAACAAAAUUUUAAGCUGAGUUACAGAGAAAGAGAAAUGAUUAAUAUCGUCUUUCUUUUCUGAUUAUUAAUUGUCCAUUUAACUAAUUUACUAAUUGUUAACUUGAUUGUACAAUCGAGGAUAU
Messenger RNA from Panonychus citri (citrus red mite), 4038 nucleotides. RefSeq lists its product as uncharacterized. The record is from RefSeq and is a predicted model, not a curated record. The transcript has 2 exons. NCBI's taxonomy places the organism in Eukaryota, Metazoa, Arthropoda, Arachnida, Trombidiformes, Tetranychidae. The coding region runs from base 1141 to 2625 and encodes 494 amino acids.